Messenger RNA from Vicia faba (fava bean), 1467 nucleotides. The record is from the annotation of a GenBank genome assembly. NCBI's taxonomy places the organism in Eukaryota, Viridiplantae, Streptophyta, Magnoliopsida, Fabales, Fabaceae.
AUGGCUCAACGGUGUCACUCUUACCUCUCAAUUUCAAAGAGGCUUCAUGCUUUUGCAAUUCUAAAACCCUCUCACCCGUUUGCAUCUUUCUCUCAGGCAUUUUAUCAAACACUUUCACUACCUUCUCAUUCAAAGAGUCAAUUUCCACCUCUGAACUUCAAUUUUGAUUUGGAUGAUCCAUCUCUACUGCAAUUCCUCCAAUUUCUCCAAAAGGAUGAUAAACAUUGCCUUUCAUCAUUAGAACCAAGUAGAGAUUUGAUAUGUUCUGCAAUUUGGGUUUUAAGGGAAGAUUGGAAACACGCAUUGCGUGCUUUCGAAUUGAAUAGCGAUUGUAAUGAUGAGAAAGCUUGCAACUUGAUGAUUUGGGUUUUGGGAACUCAUGGAAAGUUUUCUACUGCUUGGUCCAUUGUUCGAGAUAUGCAUAGCUCGUCUCUCUCCACGCAUCAGGCUAUGCUUAUUAUCAUUGAUAGAUAUGCAUCUGCAAAUAACUCUGCUAAGGCUAUUGAAACAUUCAACUUUAUGAACAAGUUCAGAUUGACUCCUGAUCAGAAAGCAUUCCAUGCACUUUUGACUGCUCUUUGUAAAUAUGGUAACGUUGAAGAGGCUGAAGAGUUUAUGUUAGUGAACAAGAAUCUCUUCCCGCUUGAAAUUGAGAGCUUCAACAUUAUUCUUAAUGGAUGGUGUAACAUAACAACUGAUGUAUAUGAAGCAAAAAGAGUUUGGAGAGACAUGUUAAAAUACUGUAUAACACCAGAUGCUACUUCAUAUAGCCACAUGAUUUCCUGCUUUUCAAAGGAAGGGAAUCUUUUUGACUCUCUUAGACUCUAUGAUCAGAUGAAGAAAAGGGAAUGGAUCCCGGGGAUAGAGAUCUACAAUUCUUUAGUGUAUGUUUUAACUCGUGAAAAUUGUCCAAAGGAAGCUCUCAAGACUAUAGAUAAGUUGAAGGAACAAGGUUUGCAGCCUGAUUCUGCCACAUUUAACUCCAUGAUAGUGCCUCUUUGUGAAGCUGGAAAACUAGCAAUGGCAAGAAUAGUGUUGAACACAAUGAUAGAGGAGAAUAUUAGUCCAACUGUUGAGACCUACCACGCAUUUUUUGAAGCAACAGAUUAUCAUGGAACUUUAGAAUUUCUGAGUAAGAUGAAAGGUUCUGGAUUGAGUCCAAAUAAGGAUUCAUUUCUUAUAAUUCUGGUAAAACUCUUUAAGUUGAAGCAGCCUGUAAAUGCAUUGAAAAUUUGGGCCGAAAUGAAGAAAUAUAAAGUGGUGCCCACUUGUAUUCAUUAUAGAAAAAUGGUUGAAGGGCUUGUAACAUGCAGGUGGUUCAUAAAGGCCAGGGAUUUUUAUGAGGAGAUGAUCUCAAAUGGAUGUUCAGAAGAUCCAGAGCUUCACAAAAUCAUUCAGAAAGAAGUACUCGGUAGCGGUGAUAAAAGAAAACAGAACGUUAAAAAGGCUAAUAGUGAUAAAGUGUGA